Molecule: messenger RNA, 5869 nt
Organism: Musca domestica (house fly)
Lineage: Eukaryota; Metazoa; Arthropoda; Insecta; Diptera; Muscidae
Exons: 12
Coding region: 1191-5732 (1513 amino acids)
Biological process (GO): presynaptic membrane assembly; chemical synaptic transmission; postsynaptic membrane assembly
Cellular component (GO): synapse; postsynaptic membrane; cell surface
Molecular function (GO): neurexin family protein binding; signaling receptor activity
Source: RefSeq, a predicted model, not a curated record
CUGAAAAAAUAAAUUGAAAAAAAUUCCCUUCAAUUCGGAAAAAUUGUUUUUCUUUUUUUUUUAUUUUCUGUUGAAAACUAUAUUUUACUUUAACGAAAUUUUAAUAAAAAAUAAAAUGCAAACAUUUCAUAUCGGCGAAUUAGUAAUUGAUGGAAGCAAAAACAAUGGUAUCCAGCUUAAUUUUCCUCGCUCUGAACCGCAUCAUUGCCAAUAGAACCCCCCCAUUACGUUUGUUAUUUGCCGGCAAUCAAAUGGAAAAUUUGAUUUUCCAAUUUAUCGAUCUGAAUUGAUUUUCAACAAACUAUUACAACUGCCACUUACGAAGUAGCAAAAAAACUUGGACAACAGCAGCAACAACAAUAAUAAUAAAAAGCCAAUAAAAUAAAAGAGUGUAGAAAAAAAAAACGCUUAUAAUCCUGAGUAAAACAAGAGGGGGCGUGAGAGAGAGAAAAAAAAACAAUAAAACAAUUGUGUAACUGCUGCAGCAACAAAGAGAAACCCUAUCGCUGUGUGUUUAGAUGGCAGUGCAAUAAAAGAAACUAGCCAAAGCAAAAUUAACAAAGAAAGCCACUUGAACUUCUGUUGCAAAAAAAAAAAAAAAAACAACAAUAACAACAAAGUAAAAUGAAAUUUAAUAAACCCUUAAAUCUGAAGUUCAAUAGAUUCGCCCUUUAAUACCGAAUCGUGUUGCCACAACAGUGGCUCCACAAAGUGCGGCAGUCCUCAAUCGUAUCGCAGCCUCGCCAAGCCCAUCCACCCACCACUUAGCGGUUACAAAUGCUUCAUUGCCAUUCGAUUCGGUGAAAACAAUUGCGUUUGACAGCCAGCAAUCUGUUACUGAUGUCGUUGUUGGUUUUUGUUUUCUUUUUUUCCACGGCUUGCCUCAGUGCAAGUGGGACGAAAACUGCAACAACAACAACAAGAAAAACUCUGGCAAUUUGUUAUAAAUUUGUAACAAUAAAUGAAUAGAAUUGCCUGCAGUUUUUGUCGAUGUUCACCCCCGCACAGGCACACAGCAAGCUAAAAUCAAAUUGAAAAGAUAGAUAGAUAGACGAGCGAAUGAAACCCCGAGGGUCCUAAAAUAAAUAUACACAACAACGCACAAUACCCUCAGAGAAGUAUCGAAAAAAUAAAAAAUAAAAUAGCAACAACAAAAACAACAACAUCACAGAACGCCAAUAAUCAACAUUAUGUGGCUGAAUAACUGCAAUUGCCUGACAACGAGUCAAGCACCAUUGGUAACAUCGGGCUCGUCAAAAUUGGCAACAUCGGGAGCAACAAAAACAACAGCCUCAACAGUGGAGGCAUUGGCGUUAAACUCAGCGACGAGGAGGGCUACAACAGUGCCAACAAUAAAACAGGCGGCAACAACCACAGCCAUUGGAGGCUGUCAAAAAUGCAAUGCGGCAACCCAGACAACAUUGGCGCUAUCAACAAAAAUUACAACAGCAACAACAACAACAACUAUUUUAACAAAACGAAAAACAUUGUCAAUUUACAGAAAAUCAUUGACAACAAGCGGAUCAGUGACAACAUGGCCCCCAGCAGCACCACCACCAGCAGCAGCAUCUUCUUCAUCAUCACCACCAGCAACAACAACAACAACCAGUCGAAUGCCAUCAAUAAUUCCAGCAACAAUUUUAACACAGACUGCAACAGCAACCACAACCAGCUGUCAUAGCUCGCCGGCAUUUACAACCAGGCCCACCUCCUCCAGUCCCGCCCCCUGGUGCAGUAAAACCCAGCCCAGCUCAAGCAAAUGGUGCCAGCGGUGGUGGGCCCUACCACAAUUCCUACAGCAUAGGUAUGGUCACUUAACCUUAACCACCACCACUACGUUACUGGUCACCCUCUUCACCCUACUCUCACUGCCACCCGCUGCCCAUGUCAAUGCCUCCACAUUGGAUAUCUAUAAAAAUGCCCGACUGGGUCAUCGCAUUGUUCAGACACGUUACGGGCGAUUGCAUGGCCUAAUAUUGCCAUUGGACAGCUAUCGAUAUCUGCGUUCGGUGGAGGUAUUUUUGGGUGUACCCUAUGCCACGCCACCGACCAAACAAAAUAGAUUUAGUCCAACACGUGCUCCAGCGCCAUGGGAUGGUAUACGAAUUUCGGAUAAGUAUAGUCCCGUGUGCCCGCAACGUUUGCCAAAUAUACAAAAUGAGACGGCAGCCUUGGAGAAAAUGCCAAAGGGGCGAUUGGAGUACUUGAAACGUUUGUUGCCAUUUCUAGAGAAUCAAUCAGAAGACUGUCUAUAUUUAAAUAUAUUUUCACCGAUAAAUGCCGGAGCUAGUGAAAAGAAAUUGCCCGUUAUUGUGUUCAUACACGGCGAAUCCUUCGAAUGGAGCAGCGGUAAUCCCUACGAUGGCAGUGUAUUAGCCAGCUAUGGCGAAGUUGUGGUAGUAACGCUUAAUUACCGUUUAGGUAUUCUAGGUUUUCUCAAUGCCAACCCUAAUCCUCAACAACAUGCUCGUGUUGCUAAUUAUGGCCUCAUGGAUCAAAUUGCCGCCCUACACUGGAUCCAACAGAAUAUUCAAAAAUUUGGUGGUGACCCCAAUGCGGUGACCUUGGCUGGUCAUGGCACUGGAGCGGCUUGCAUAAAUUACUUAAUGUCCACCCCAACAAUGGUACGAGGCCUCUUUCAGAGGGCAAUUCUGAUGUCAGGUUCGGCUUACUCCUCAUGGGCCCUGGUGGAAGAUCCCGUGAUGUUUGCAGUGAAAUUGGCCAAAGAAGUGAAUUGUUCCAUACCCGAAAAUUUGGAUAAAGAUCAUGAACAAAUUGUCGAUUGUUUGCGUGAAGUGCCGCUGGAGGAUUUAUAUGGGGCUGAUAUACAGGCGCCGACUUUCCUGACUUCGUUCGGACCAUCGGUUGAUGGUGUCGUUAUACGUCCUGGUCAUUCCAAUCUCGAUAUCGAUGAUUUAAUGGCACGCAAUAUGAGACGCUCAUCAUCGGAUGGCGGUGGCGGCGGUGGCUCUUCGGGCGGUGGUGGAGGUAAUUAUGGCGGUGGUGGCGGCAGUGGAGGUGGAGGCAGCGGCAGUUAUUUCAAUGGUCCCGGAGGCGGUAAUGGUUUUGGCGGCAUGGUUGCCGGUCAUUAUGAUGUCCUUUUCGGUGUGGUAACGGGCGAAUCGAUAUGGCGCUUCAGUGCCCAUGACAUCCAAAAUGGCUUCGAAGGCGAGCGGCGUGAUAAAAUCAUUCGGACUUAUGUUCGCAAUGCCUACAAUUAUCAUUUGAAUGAGAUAUUUUUUACGAUUGUCAACGAAUACACCGACUGGGAUCGUGCCUCACAGCAUCCGAUCAAUACCCGUGACACAGCAGUAGCUGCCCUCUCAGAUGCUCAAUUUGUCGCCCCUCUCAUUCGCACGGCGGAUAUUUUUGCUGCCAAUUCACCACCACCCAUGUCCAGCUCAUCGGGCGGUGGUACAGCAUCAGCCUCAACCCAAUAUCCUGGCCAAUCGGGACGUUGUUAUUUCUAUGUUUUCGAUUAUCAGACGAAAGAUGGCGACUACCCACAGCGCAUGGGUACAGUGCAUGGUGAAGAUUUGCCGUACAUCUUUGGUGCACCCCUCGUUGAUGGUUUUAGUCAUUUUCCACAAAACUAUACCAAAUCGGAAAUUGCUCUGUCGGAGGCGGUCAUAACAUUUUGGACUAAUUUCGCCAGAACGGGGAAUCCAAAUGAACAUCAUCGCCAAGAAUCUGUGCUGCCGGCCUCCAAGGAACGUAGCCGUUUUCGCAGCAUCACCUGGGAUAACUAUGAUCCCUUACAUCAGAAAUAUUUGGAAAUAGGCAUGAAACCACGCAUUAAAAAUCAUUUUCGCGCCCACCAACUGUCAAUUUGGAUGCGUCUGAUACCCGAAUUACAUCGCAGCGGCAUGGAGGAUGUCAUUGCGCGACAUAAUCUCUUUCGCAAUCAUGACGAUAUGGACUUGUAUGAGGGUCCCGUGAAACCAGAUCCAUUUGCCUCCCAGCGUUUGCUGCUCAUCGAUGAGGCAUUGAUGAAGAAGGGGCGCAGUAAUAAUACCGGCUAUGUGGCAGGGGUUUUGGGUGUGACCACCGUUGAGCCGAAUAUGUACACAACUUGUAUCCCGGUGGGUGGUGGCAACUACACUGCCGGCGGCGUCUACGCACCCACAACUAUGGCCAAUGCCACCACAGAUACGCUGGCCUCUGGCUUCGAAUCGGCGGGCUAUGCUGCCUACUCCACAGCUUUGAGUGUCACCAUAGCGAUUGGCUGUAGUUUGCUCAUCUUGAACGUUUUAAUAUUUGCCGGAGUUUAUUAUCAGCGCGACAAGACGCGCCUGGAAGUGAAGACCCUGCAAAAACAAUAUCAGCAACGCAGUAUGCAUCAACAAGUGCCCUCGUAUCCACCGGAUCCCAUAAAGCAUGCCCACUACCACAUGGGACACUCGCAGAGUGCCAAUGUUAUUGUGGAUGUGGAGAAUCAUGGAGAUCAGGGUACCAUUCUAUUGACAGCCAGCGAUGUUAAGCCACCGCCGCCACACAUGUGCUCGAAUACGGCCAUGCAAUUAUCCCAGCAACAACAACAGCAGCAACAACAACAACAGCAGCAGCAGCAGCAACAAAUGUCCAGCGGGCCGAUGGGCAUGAACACUGGCAGUGUGGGUGGAGGCAUCAAUUCCAAUUUAUGCAGUGCCAAACAAGCAAUGGACAUUAACUCUGCUGGUGGCCUAAUGGGAUCGGGAAUUAUUAAUAAUGUUACCUACAGCACAACAACCAAACAGCAACAGCAACAACAACAACAGCAGCAGCAACAACAACAGCAAUUACAUGCCCAACAACAACAGCAGCAGCAGUUGGCUGCCCAGCGCGAACAUUUACAAAUCAAAGGCAUGAACUCCGGCCCAGUUAAUGUUGGGAGUGGUGGUAAUCCUGCCGGGGCCAUGACCCUCCAGUCCGGCUCCACUCAGACCUUUGGUCGCCAACCAACCAACACCGUCUCCGUAGCCAGUAAUAACGGCAACAGCAUGAAUACCGCCUCAAAUAUUUCAUACAAUCCCGGCAUGAUGACACUGCCAAAAGCUGGCACUUUGCAUCAUGCUAGCUCCAUAAAUUAUGGACGCAACCCUGGUGGAGGUGGCGGAGGUGGGGGUGGUGGUAAUGGCACCAUGACACUGGCCAGCAGUAGUAUUAGUAAUGCCUUGCUGGAUGGCCGUAGCAAUAUGUUGAUGACCAGUGCGGGCAGUGGCUCGGGAGGUGAUUGCAUGACAUUGCCAAGAAAUUUGUCCAUGUCAUCACGUCACAAUCCAUCUUCAGAUUCACCGCAACAACAACAAUAUCAAACACAACAACAACAACAGCAGCAACAACAACAAACAAAAACACAUCCCAACGGUAGUAUCAUUUCAGGAAUGGCCACACUAUCACAUCACAUAAGAGCGCCACGACCACCAACACGGACAGCCUCCUCAACCAAUCCCUCGUGUGGAUCAGGGGGUGGAGGUGGCGUCGGCGGAAGUAGUAGUGGUGUCGGAGGCGGCAGUGGUUUAAAUUCAAAUUUGAUCGAUCAAACCCCUUCGAAUGGUAGCAGUAGUAGCGGGGUCAGCAGUGCUCCCUCUUCGAAAGGCCACUCCCAUCAUCAUGGCCAUGCCCAUACGCAUGGCAGCACGACUGUCGAUAAUAUCGGCAUGACAACAACGUCAUCGAGUGCGGUGGGCGGUGGGCCAUCGCACCUGCAGCAACAGGUGCCACAGGCGGCAAUAGAUGAGAUGCGCGUCUGAUAGGUGUCGGUGUUCGAACUAGAUUUAUAGUCGUCUUCAUGUUUAACAAAUAUAUCAUCAAUGGAAGCCGUCAAUGUGGCUGCCUCAGCAGAUGAACACUAUGAUCUUUAUGGUCAACUGGCUACAGCAGCGGCAGC